Sarcophilus harrisii (Tasmanian devil) is the source of this 3350-nucleotide messenger RNA. RefSeq names its product colony stimulating factor 2 receptor subunit beta (gene CSF2RB). Gene Ontology annotation, biological process: cytokine-mediated signaling pathway. The transcript is spliced from 14 exons. Gene Ontology annotation, molecular function: cytokine receptor activity; protein binding. Gene Ontology annotation, cellular component: external side of plasma membrane; membrane. NCBI's taxonomy places the organism in Eukaryota, Metazoa, Chordata, Mammalia, Dasyuromorphia, Dasyuridae. Bases 275 to 2899 code for a protein of 874 amino acids. The record is from RefSeq and is a predicted model, not a curated record.
GAUUAAAUAGCAGAGAAAAAGGAAGUUCUACGGCAAGCAGUCUCUCGGAGUCCUAACUUUGUCAGAUGGCCGGCUUCCCCACUCCAAAACAGUCACAGCAGCUGGCUUCUGCCCUGGGGAAGUGAAGCAGAAUGCCAAGGAAAUAGAGCCCAUCCUGUGAGCCCUGUGAGAGAAGAGGACAAGCUGAGAGCAAGGAGGUGACUCGGACCUCCAGCUGAGCUCCAGGAAGGGGAUUGUCCUCCUGAGAUCAUCUUGGCCCAGCUGGGUACUGAAGAUGGAGGGAACCUGGAGGAGCCUCUUCAUAUUCCUUCUGACUAAAUCCUGCACUUCCACAGAGAGUGACAUCAAAGAAAACAUUCCCCUUCAGACCCUAAACUGCCAUAAUGACUUCACAAGUAGGAUUAUCUGUCAGUGGGAGGAGGUAGCUGAUGCUCAACGCUACCUCAACCUGACUCUUUAUCGCCAAGAGUACUCUAGCUAUCCACCAAAUCCAGUAUCCUGUGAGCCUGGGGAGAACAUAACCUUCCCCACCUGUCAGUUCCAAUCCUGCAUACCCAGAUCGUGCCUCAUUCGCCAGACAAUUUUUGUCUCAAGUCAGAAAGACAUCUUUAGCUUCAGAACAGAUCCACCACUGCAGGUCCAGCUCAACCUCAACCUGACCCAGAAUGUUCUACCACCUGCCCCAGAGAAUCUCAAGAUUAUGAAAAAUGGAACCAAAGCCUUCUUGCUUUCGUGGGAGAUGCCCCAAAGCUGGAACCAGAGUCUCCAGGAAUUCCUGGGGGGCCUGAAGUUCAAGGUGGCUUACAAGAGGCGAUGGGAAUCCUGGGAGGAGGCUUCUACAAUGGACUCCUCCGAGGCCCAUGUUCUCCUGGAAUAUGACCACCUGAUUCCCAAUGACCCCUAUGUGGCCCGUGUACGGGCUAUAUCAUCUGCAGGAUACUCUAGCCCAUGGAGUCAUGAGUUUUCCUGGAACUCACAGGAAGGGAAUGCAGCCCAACCCAAGAAUCUUCAGUGCUUCUUUGAUGGACACAAACAGCUCAGUUGCACCUGGGAAGUGAGAGCCGAGAUUACCAGCUCUGUCACCUUUGGGCUCCUCUACAAGGCUGGUUCACAUGAAGCGAAGGAGUGCAUCCCUGUGUACAAAGAGAGGAUACUGGGCAGCCCCUACAUACGGUACAGAUGCCAAACUGAAGUCCAGGAUCCCAUCAACCAAAGCCAAUACACAGUCACUGUGCAAAGCAAAGCGGAGAAACAUCUAAGAAGUCACAGUCACAUCCAGCCAUCAAAACCAGUUAUUAUGGUCAAAAAAAUGGAAAACAGUUACUACCUUCAAUGGAAAAAGCCCUUGCCUGAGCUAGUACAGAAGUAUCAAGUUCAGUACAGGACAUCCACUCAGACUUGGGAGGAAGCCCACAAUGAAACCUUGAAGAUUAUCCUAGAAAUGAGCAUCUCCAAGACUUCUCUGAAGCCAGACACACAAUAUUUUGCCAGGGUGAGGGCAAGGGUUGAGCAAUCACACUACAGCGGGACAUGGAGUGAGUGGAGUGAGGAAUGCUCCUGGAAGACAGAAAGAGUCUUUCCUUCAUGGAUCCUGGGGUUGUUGCUGAUCAUCAUCACACUGCUGAUGCUGCUGGGGGCCUGGUUCUGUUAUACCCUUGGGGUCAGAUUGAAGAAAGAUUGGGAAAACAGGAUUCCCAACCCAAGUAAGAGCAACCUGUUCCAGAAAAAGAACCAGAAGAUUAAGCUUCCAGGUAACCUCUUUACUUUUAGCCAAGAGAGUCCCUGGGAGAGGGAGAGAAAAUGUUCUGUCUGCAGAGUGGAUUGGAUGGAUUCUGAAGAGAACGGGAGCUCAGUGAGCCAUCUGACUACUGUGGACCCCCAGGAUGCAUGUUCUCUUUCCUCUGACCCCGAGCCCCAUGAAGCACUUGGCCUGUUGCCUGAUGGGGACUUGAGCCUGUCCAGCUCCUGUAAAGUGCCUCAGCCCAACACCCUGACAAAAGACCCAGCAUCCGGCUUCGAUUUCAAUGGCCCCUACCUCCGUCUGCCCCAGAGCCACUCCCUGCCUAAUGUCUCUGGCCAGAUGGGACCCUGCCAGGCGGACGGGAGCAAGAAGCAGCCCUGUGGGUCCCUGGAGUAUUUUUGUCUGCCUCAGAGUGGGCAGGGUGGCCUUGUUCCUGUAGCCAAAUCAGCCAAACCAGGCAGCGAUACAAAGGAAAAGGAAACUUUGUCUGGUCUUCCUUCAAAUAGAGAAGCUGAACUUUGCCCACUCAGGGAGCAAGAUGGUCCCCCACCGGGGGAACUGAGGCAGGAGAACAACCUUAGUCAACUAGCUGCCAGCUCCAAAGCCCCCCUGAAAUUGGCGGGGGGCUCAGGCUACAUUGCCCCUGAAGACCUGGUGCUUGGCUCUGAGAAGGCUGAAAGUCUCCCAUCUCCUUCCACGCCUCCCUUACCUUGCUCAGCCCCUGAAUCCAGCCUUGAUCUUGGAUCUCUUCCAGUUCCCAGUCCUGAAAGGUUGGCAUUGGAGGGUUAUGUUGAGGCCCCUGCAAGCAUGAUCAGUGCUGAGGCCCCUCCAGAGCAUCUCAGCCCCUCGCCAGUUGGGACCUCAGCCCCAAAUCUCACAGAUGCCCAGCAGAAAGAGACCAUAACAGUGCUCCAUCCUGAUGGACCCAUUGUCCUGCAGCAGAUAGGAGACUACUGCUUUUUCCCUUCCCAAGGCCAGCCAGUGUCUCCCGGUAAUUCCCCUGAGAAAAUGGCCAAGCCCCAAGAUGUUAAGGGCAAGGAACCCCCAGGUCAGCCAUUGCCCCCCAUGCCAGCCAUCCAGUUCUUCAAGGCCAUGAAGCAUCAGGAUUACCUUGUUCUGCCAACAUGGGAUGGCAAUAGACCAGGGCAAGUGUGCUAAGGAAACGCCCUCAUAGUGGGGGUUGCCAGUGUCUGGAGGGCAAGUCCCUUCCUACCAUCUCCCCACUUCUCUAAGCUUUUUUAUGCCCAGAAGAAUGGAAGCCCUUUAAGGGUAGGGGACAAGACCUGAGUUGGAGUUUGUGGCCUCAGUCAGGCUAUUUCCCUCUCUGGGCCUCAGUUUCUUAUUGGUCUCAGAGGACAGACUAUGAAAUAUGCUUCCCAGAAUAUGAAGUGGGCUUAGAAAUGAAAAGAAGAAGAAUGGUCAAAGUCUCCGUUUUUCUGCUCUGAUACAUGACCAUCAGAGGACUUUCCCACUCACUGAUAAAAAAAAAUGGAUUCAAUUCUGAGAAUCAGGGUUUCUUGCUGAAAUAGGAAAAGAGAUGUUCUUUUCAAAAAUGUCGGAAGAAGAAAUAGCAGUGUAUACAAAACCAGAAGAUAAAAUCUUGAUUCUG